Musa acuminata AAA Group (dessert banana) is the source of this 3086-nucleotide messenger RNA. RefSeq names its product putative 3'(2'),5'-bisphosphate nucleotidase, mitochondrial. The coding region runs from base 70 to 1881 and encodes 603 amino acids. Gene Ontology annotation, molecular function: 3'(2'),5'-bisphosphate nucleotidase activity. The transcript is spliced from 11 exons. The record is from RefSeq and is a predicted model, not a curated record. Gene Ontology annotation, biological process: sulfate assimilation. Lineage: Eukaryota; Viridiplantae; Streptophyta; Magnoliopsida; Zingiberales; Musaceae.
CAAGCUUCCGACGCCCAACUCCGUCACCAGGGUCUCUCAGUCGAACAAGUGGAGCAGAGAGUGUGACGAAUGGCCUCCUCCACAGCAGCCGCCACCUCCCCGUUCUUGGGCACCCGCCUACCCGAGCACAGCCUAGCCAAGGCGGUCGGCCGGUUCCAGGCCCAGUUCGGAUUCGGCAGCAAGAAGUCCCGGCCCAAGAAGGCCAAGGCCCCACCGAAGUCGGACCGGCCGCUGUGGUUCCCGGGCGCCAAGGCACCGGAGUGGCUCGAUGGCUCGCUCGUCGGCGACUACGGAUUCGACCCCUUCGGCCUGGGCAGGCCGGUCGAGUACCUUCAGUUCGACUUCGACUCGCUGGACCAGAACCUGGCGAAGAAUCCGUCCGGAGACGUGAUCGGGACCCGGACGGAGAGCGUCGACGUGAAAUCCACCCCCUUCCAGCCGUACUCUGAGGUGUUUGGGCUGCAGCGGUUCCGCGAGUGCGAGCUCAUCCACGGUCGGUGGGCCAUGCUCGCCACCCUCGGCGCCCUCGUCGUCGAAUGGCUCACCGGCGUCACUUGGCAGGAUGCUGGCAAGGUAGAGUUGGUGGAGGGCUCCUCGUACCUCGGCCUCCCUCUCCCCUUCAACAUCACCACGCUGAUAUGGAUCGAGGUGCUGGUGAUCGGCUACAUCGAGUUCCAGAGGAACGCGGAGCUCGACCCCGAGAAGAGGCUGUACCCAGGCGGCAAGUACUUCGACCCCCUCGGCCUGGCGGCCGACCCCGAGAAGAAGGCCUCCCUGUCGAGCCAUCCCUUCCUUCCGGAGAAGGCCAAGUUCUACGGAGAGCUGGAAGCUGCCGUCGAUGUUGUGGAGAGAGCUUGCCGCCUCUGCGUCGAUGUGAAGAAGUCGCUGCUGUCCGAUAAAGGCCGGAUUCUUGAAAAGAACGAUCAGACGCCUGUAACAAUCGCGGACUUUGGCGUGCAAGCGCUGAUCAGCUUGGAGCUGAAGAGACUUUUUCCAUCUAUACCAUUGGUGGCCGAAGAAGACUCCGGUUUCUUAAGAUCAAAUUCUGGAGAUCUGCAGAGAGUUCAUGGCCACGAUGGUAACUCCCUUGUGAACUUGGUGUUGACUGCAGUUGCUGAUAAAGCCACUGGUGCUGAUGAUCCUUUAACUUCUGAUGUUGUGUUGGAGGCUAUUGAUAGAGGGGGGAAGGAUGCAGUCUCUUUUGAUGCACAGCCUGCUACUUAUUGGGUGCUUGACCCCAUUGAUGGUACUCGGGGUUUCUUGAAGGGCAAUGAUGCACUAUAUGUGGUGGGCUUGGCUCUUGUUGUUGAUGGAAAAAUUGUACUAGGUGUGAUGGGCUGUCCGAACUGGAAAGUAGACAUUCUUUCAUCUGGGAUUCAUGAUAGGAAAACUGGUGACUGUGAAACAGGGAUAAUCAUGAUUGCUCAUGAAGGCUGUGGAACAUGGACAAGGAGAUUAUUUGAUGGCAUGGACAAAUUUUUAAGCAUGCAGGGUGGUUGGCAGCAAUGCUUUGUCGAUAGCUGCUAUAUGGUGCAUGAGGCACGUUUUUGUAUCCCUGAUAGUCAAACCUGGGAUUUAAUUCCCCUGUCAGCAUUUUUUAGUUCAACUGUUGAUGAUACCAAAGAUAGAGAUAGAGGAACGAUACUUCUAUUGCCAACUUGUUGUGGCAGCUUGUGCAAGUACCUUAUGGUGGCAUCUGGAAGAGCUUCUGUUUUCAUUCUGCGAGCCAGGGCUCAAACCAGUAUUAAGGUUUGGGAUCAUGCUGUAGGAGUUAUCUGCAUACAGGAAGCAGGAGGAAAAGUCACGGAUUGGAUUGGAACUGAGCUAGACCAUGCAGCUGAUGAAGCAGGCCGGAGAAUCAUAUACCCGUCAGGUACCUAAAAGAGUGUUUCAGAGGCAAUUUAUGAGCAAGAAACUUGCUUCAAGAGAAUUUGCACCAGUUUCCACUCACUGGGAGUAGUGAAUGAAGUAAAGAAUUGAUGGGCGCUAUGAAAUUUCAGAAGCUUGUCGAGUUGAGAAUCUAUAAGAUCAGAAGUCUAAUCAGGGAAGAAUGUAUCCGUGGACGCUAAACAUGACCCAUCAUAACAGUGAAGAGCCAAUCACAGGAAAACAUAUAUUGUUUCCCGCACCCACAGCAAACUUGGCAGCUUUUUUCCAAGAGGAGAGAAAGAAAGCAGUAUUCGCGUCCGCAGCUGGACGUAGAUGAGGAUUGCAAGAAAGGUAUGUAUGGAUGGAAGGCAUGGAGCGUGAUCAAGUGAGCUUCCUUGGGACGGUGGGCACGCACGCACUUGGUCGUGUGAAUCGGUGGCGAGGGCAGAUUCCAAGAGCGCACUGCCACGCAACAGCCUCCCGAGAGAAACCGUGAUCGACGAACAAGCUUGCAAGCUUGAGCUGUCAAUAUGGGGCAACCACCAACACACACACACACACUUACAGGAGAAGAAACGGAGAGAAAAAGUAGAGAUGGGGAGCGAAGGAAGCGCAUACUGUUGGAUGGAUCUGCUGCCGUCGCUUGCCAUGACGAAGCACAUUCUCUCGUAGCAGAGUGACUGUCACCUGUAAUUUGUGUAGCUACUUGUGGACUGCAUCACAAGCUUGACAAAUCAUGGAUUCUAAUACUAGCUCGUCGCACAAAGCUUCGGAUGGUACCCGCAUCGGUCAUUCGCCUUGUAAAUUUGCAGUUGGACAUCGAAGGUUGCCAUUGGCUCGGUGAGUUGCCUGAGGAUUUCAGUAAUGUGAAAAGCUGGCCAUCGGAAGGAUGUGCCUCCUUGACUCGAAUGCUAUGUGGAUGGGUUCGCUAAAGUUGACGAUGCUCUCGGAAGUGGCGUCUCGGAGUUGCAUGCGUUGACAGAUCUUACAGAGUUAUCUCCAUGCAACCGCCAACGAGCGUCAAACUUGGAGGAUGAACCGAUGGCAAAGCUACCGGAGAAGUGCAUGGUGGCGCAUUUGAAGCUUCGAUGUACAUGGUGUGAUCUGACACCCUGUCAACGCUGCUGCAGCUACUUAGAAUGCUACUUGAAUGCCAGUUGCAGUUAGUUUAUUUGACCAGCUCUUAAUUCGAGGUUAAAAAUGUAUUUUUUCUAUCA